GUCGCCAUUUUAAAAGUGGCGUCAACUGGCGGAGAAAGAGCGACGGACGCCGCUCAGAAAUAAAGCUAUAAAAAAACAGUAUCUUACAGGAAAUACAUGGACGAUAAUGUUAGCUAAAUGAAUUAAUGGAAUGCCUGCUAGUCAAUGGUUAUGGUAGAGACAAAGUUGGUGUAGUUUCCCCCCGCUCGCUCAGCUCAAAGAUGGACGACAGCAACGCGGCGAGGGUAGAUGCCUGCCGAGAGUAUCAGUCCUCGCUGGAAGACCUGACUUUCAACAGCAAGCCGCACAUCAACAUGCUGACCAUUCUGGCCGAGGAGAACGUCAACUUCGCCAAGGAUAUCGUCGCAAUAAUUGAAGCUCAAAUAAGCAAGGCCUCAUCUGCCGAGAAGCUUCCAGUUUUGUACUUAGUGGAUUCCAUAGUGAAGAAUGUUGGAGGAGAGUACCUUGCAGUGUUUGCUAAAAACCUAAUCCCGUCAUUUAUAUGUGUCUUUGAAAAGGUGGAUGAGAACACUAGAAAGAGUUUGUUCAAGUUGCGAUCAACAUGGGAUGAAGUUUUUCCACUGAAAAAACUAUAUGCGUUGGAUGUACGGGUCAACUCUGUAGACCCGGCGUGGCCAAUCAAGCCUCUGCCACCUACAGUUAAUGCCAGCAUCCAUGUCAACCCCAAGUUUUUAAAACAGUCUGAGGAGCCUCCUCCAUCAAAACCUACCCCCUCAAAACCACCGGCCACUGUUGCUCCUACGCCUGCGCCGCAGCCGCCGCCGGCAAGCUCAUCCAGCCUGACUCAGGAGCAACUUAUCAGACAGCAGCUGCUGGCCAAACAGAAGCAGCUUCUUGAGCUUCAGCAGAAGAAGAUUGAACUGGAACUGGAGCAGACAAAAGCACAGCUGGCGGGGGGUUUUACAUUGCCAGUUACCUCAUUUGCAACACCAACCCCAGUGCCAAAGCCAGUCACUCAGUCCACUCCUGUGGUCAGGCCCUGGCUUGCGCCCCAGCCACCGAUUGACCCCAAGCUGCCCACCAAAGACCCUCGUCUGAACCGCACUGGCCCUUCACCCCCUGCUCAAAGCAAAGUGCAUUCGACUGCAAAAAAGGAAUACCCUUCUGCAGUUGUGGCUCCUGUUGUGACGCAAGAGAAAAGAAUGACCGAGAAACCUGUUCACUUAGAAAAGGUGCGCAUCCUGAAAAAGGAAGAGGAAAAGCCCAAGCCUAUGUCUCCAUCCCCAAAGGCUAAAAACAUCCAGAAUAGGAAUAAACAUACAGAGUUUGAGGGCUUGAAGUGUACAGACCAUACAAAGAAAGAUCUGCGGGGUAAAAAACGUGGACUGGAAAAAGGCAAAGAGGCCAAAGAAGAUGAGCAGAAGGAGAAGAAAAGAUGCAAUGACAAGCGAGAGGACACUGUGCGAGGACCUGAGCCUCUGAGAUACAACAAAGGAAAACUCCAGAACGGUCUAAUAACAAAGCACGGCCGCAGCCAGUCUGAUGAUAAAAUCGGAGGUAACGCUCGGACUCAUGCCAGGAAGCGUACACGCUCUCGCUCAAGAUCCCGCUCUUCCACCACCUCGCCGAAGAGGAAAGACAGGAGGUCGCCCAAAAGCAGGACCAGGAGCAGCUCUCUGUCGCCUUCGCCGUCACACAAUGCAGGGAAAAACAGGAGGAGAGGAGAUGAUCCGCAGCACAGCAAGAGUGGGCGGAAUGACCGACCAGCCUCUAAAAAGAACCAAGCAGAGAGCAGGAGGUCUAAGACUCCUGCGGAGGAGUGUCGCUCCAAGUCAAGAGACUCUCCAAGGAGCCAUGGUGGAGGCAACAAGGAGAGCAAAGAUGUUCCUCAUCGAUGGAAAAGUGGCUGGGAUGAGAACAAACAUCUAAAAGUGUUAGACUCUCAUGUGAAGCCUGGACCUCCGAGACAUAAACUCUACAGCACCCCAACGCGUCCCACUACUCCGCGUACCCCGAAACACCGCCUCAGUGUGGAUGCCAAUCUCCAUAUACCUGAAGUUCUCAACUCUGCAAACAAGAAGGACCUUCUCAGAAGGGCAAGCAAGAGCCUGGAGAGCGGUGAAAUAACAAAAGAAGACUUCCUAAAUAUGGCCCACAAGAUUAAGAACUUCUUCCAGUAUCAAGAGGAGAAGCAGCGCACAGAAAGCUGGGACGUAACUGGUGACUUCACUACCAAUAAACAGCUGCUGCCCGCCCCUCAACAAAACUUGGACCAGGCCCAGUUGACGUAUUACGAGCACAAGUCCAAACUGAAGAAGACGCAGGUCUCGCACCGUCUCGGUGGAGAAAACUGGGACGGUCCGGAAGAGUGCGACGAGAUAAACCAGGCACAACUGGGUCUGCAAGAAGAGAGACGAAGCAUAGAACGGGAAUUAUCCAGACCUCCGCUGGCCCCCAUGGUAGAGGAGUACAACCAUGGCAAACAGUUCCCCCCACUCAAAUCUGUACCAGGCCUUCGCUUCAGGAGGAGGGCUGAGCCCCACGAAUCCAGUGAAAGAGAGUGGAACUCUCCCUUAACGGAACGGCAACGCUUCGAUGACUGCGAGGAACAUAAAAGCAGCUAUGACGCUCCGAGGCGUUACGGCCAUGAAGGCAGACAGGCGGAUCCCAGAAGGCUGGAGGGGCCCCCUCCGUCUGGUGUCACUGUUCACAGAAACUGUCCUAGCCCAGCUGGUAUGGAUCCUCUAAUCCCUAGGUUUGAGCGCCAACGCUUGUCGCCGCUCCACCAGAAGGAUACGGCUGAAAUGAGCCCUAUUCCUCGCUUUGAGAGUCCCAACAGUGAACAUUCUGAUGACGGACCCCUCAAUCCAGAUGUCCUUCCUGCCCCUAAAUCCAUUCUUAAGGGACUGGUCCAUGAAGGACUGCUGUCUAAUAUUCUAAAGCAAAGUGAUUCCCCAGGACACACCCCUCCUCAUGAGGGAAACCACCCACCAUCCCGGUUUGACCUGGGCCCACCCAGGCCGCAUCCUCCAGGAUGGUAUGAAGGUGGCGCCCCAGGACCCUUUGAGGGACCUGGUAGGUUUGAUGGAGGCGGGCCUCCUCAACUCAACAUGCCAGAGAGGUUCGACGGACCACGUGUGUCUCAGAUUCCAAUGAGAAGUGGGGACAACAUGGGACGCUUUGACGGUCCCCCUCACCCUCAGGGCUCUGUUAGGUUUGAUGGUCCUUUAGGCCCACAGGCUCCUCCAAGGUUCGAUAGACCAGGGCCUGGGCACUUUGAGGGUCCACUGCAGGGCUUUGAAGCACCACAGCACUUUGACAGCCUGGGACCUGGUCUUGUACCAAUGGGCUUUCAGCAGCAACGGCAAAUGCGAUUUGAAAACCCCCUAAAUCAGAUGGCAGGCCCUAUUUGUUUUGAGGGCCCUGGUCAUGUACCCCAACCGGUUGGGCCCCCACGCUUUGAUGGGCCCAUUGUUCAGCCGGUACCCCCCACAUUUCCUGCCCAACACAAUAUCCAGCCAGCUAUGCGACCGAUGGCCCCUUCCAUGUUUGACAACACCCUCCCACCCCAGCAGAACUUCAACAUGGCUUCACAACCUUUCCCCGAGCCAAUGAAAUCUCAGUUCCACCCUGUGCCGAUGGCGUUUCCCACACAAUCAAACAUGCAGCCUUCUGCAAACUUCAACAUUCUCGCUCCUCCACCUUUCAGCCAGCCGGGCCCCGCCCCUUUCUUUAACUCAGCAGUGCCUGCCAUCAACAUGCAGCCGCCGGUCAAUGUGAUGAACAUGAACCAGCCCUUCCUGCCUCAGAACGCUACGCCUUUUGGACAGCAAGGUAAGAUUAUUCUGCUGCUUGUAAAUUAACAAAAACAAUGACUCAAGAAAUGACCCCUUUCCACUGCAUCUCUCCCUGUAGAGAACCACUUUGGUCAAGUCGACGUCAACGAUUUGCUUUCCAGGCUCAUUUCCACUGGCAUCAUCAAAGCGUCACAGCCGGAGACUACGGAUCCUGAUGACGAGUUACUCUCUACAGCAAUACCCCCGCCUCCUACAGAGGAGGAGGAAGAGGAGGAGGAGGAGGAUGAUUUCCCAGACCUCACAAACUUCAAGCUUGAAGACAUGAAACAGCGUUAUGAGAGUGUGGUGACCAAAUUGUACUCAGGGAACCAGUGCUGCUUGUGCAGCAUGAGAUUCACCACCACUCAGACAGACCUGUACGCUGACCACCUGGACUGGCACUUCAGGCAAAACCACGCCGGCAAGGUCGCUGGCAAAAAGAUCACACAUCGCCGCUGGUACUACGGCCUCACGGACUGGGUCGAGUUCGAGGAGAUUGCUGACCUGGAGGAGCGAGCCAAGAGUCACUUCUUUGAGAAGGAGAACGAAGAGGAGGUCCAGAAAAACCAGGCGGCAGCUAAAGAGAAGGAGUUCCAGAGUGUGAAGGCUACUAAAGACCAAGUUGGAGAGUUAUGUGAAAUCUGCCAGGAGCCAUUUGAGACGUACUGGGUCGAGGAAGAGGAGGACUGGUUUCUAAAGGACGCUAUCAGGGUUGAUGAGAAGAACUUCCAUCCUGCGUGUUUUGAAGAUUACAAAAAUACAUCGUCCUACUGCGAUGUGACGCCAUCUCCCAACAAGUUGCUGACAGACCACCCGCUAAGCGCCUUCGUAAAGACAGAGGAAGAAGAGUAUUCUUCGUGUGCUAUGGCAGCCGCCGCACCCUCAGUCAAACAAGAAGCCAGUUCUGAAUCUGAGUGUGAACAAGCGGUGAAGAAAGAGGAGGUUCAAACAGAUGUGCAAUCGGACGAGAAGAGCCUGUGAGCAGCUGCCAUGCUGCACAUUUUCUUUGUUUUUGAAGAAAAACUUUCCGUUGGUUGACAAUUUAACUUAAAUACAUUUUGGUAUUUGUGCCGUCAAGCUGCUGCUUGAAAAAAAGAAAUGUUUCCUUUUUGGGUAAAACAUGUAAAUGAUUUAAUUUAUACAUUAAAGUAUUUUUGGAAUCUGGCGUGCUUGACUGCAACAACCGGCUGUACAGUUUGAUAACUAGUUGAUUUACUAAUGAGCAGUUGCAGGUGUUUACUUGUUUGUGGCGUCCAUUAAGGUAAGCAUCAAACAAUCGGUCGAUGGAAGAUUGCCUGCUCAUCAGGAAGCAUCCGUGCCCUUUCUUUGGGUUUCAAUAAACUUUUGGAAACUUG
Molecule: messenger RNA, 5131 nt
Organism: Nerophis ophidion (straightnose pipefish)
Lineage: Eukaryota; Metazoa; Chordata; Actinopteri; Syngnathiformes; Syngnathidae
Gene: pcf11
Product: PCF11 cleavage and polyadenylation factor subunit
Exons: 16
Biological process (GO): termination of RNA polymerase II transcription
Cellular component (GO): mRNA cleavage factor complex; cytoplasm
Molecular function (GO): mRNA binding; RNA polymerase II complex binding; phosphatidylinositol binding
Source: RefSeq, a predicted model, not a curated record